GUGAUGGAAACCCCCACUCACAGCACCGUCCACCUGAGUGACUGGCAGAAAAGUUACUUUGCUAUUACCUCUGGCACCUGCACACCUGGACAGAAGGCAGAUGAGUACCGUGCCAAAAUCCUGCAUAUUCAGUAUGCAUGGGCAAACUCUGAGAUCUCUCAGGUCUGUGCUGCCAACCUGUUUAAAACAUACGCAGAGAAAUACUCCUCAAUUAUUGACUCUGACAACAUCGAGACUGGCUUGAAUAACUACGCUGAAAACAUUCUGACUUUGGCAAAGUGUCAGCAAAAUGACAGUGACAAGUGGCAAUCUGCCUUGACAACAGAUAAUGUAUUUGAAUUAAAGUGUGUGCAAGAGAGGAUGCACACUGGCAAAAAUUUCCAGAGCUCUCAGAUGGCACCAACAGAUGCCUGUGUACUAGCUGAUAAAGGGGUCAGUGCCUCUGCUGCUCCAGAUCUUCCUAAACUCAGUGUCUGCAGCAGUGACAGAGAGACUGAACUCUGUGCUGGCUCAGCAAAAUGUGCUGAGCAUCCCUCAUCUUCAAAAUCUCUUCAAAGCAGUGUGCCUCCUGUGACCAAAACUUCGGAUGUGCUUCCUGCCUCUUCAGCCUCCUUAAACGAACAGCUUCAUACAGGCUCCCAGGCAUCUCCACUGUUUGGAAGCAAAGAAGUGACAAGUAGUAGUUCCCUGAAAAUGUCAGGUAACUGUCGUGAUGGACAACAUUUGUCUCUUUCCAAUCAGUCAGCUGUACCUGCGUGGUCCACAAGUUCUGGGAAAAGAAAAGCGUUUUAUGGUCUGGCUGAUGAAGGCAGCACAGUGAUGCCAAGCCUUGCUGCUUGCCAGGCUUCCAUUAGUACAGAAACCAGUAGUUUUUCAGGGUACAGAAACAGAAAUGAAGAGAGCGGUGUUCCUGGUUUUAGAACUGCAAAAGAACAGCUGUGGGUGGAUCAGCAAAAGAAGUCUCAAAACCCACCCCAGCGUGCACCAGUCUCGUCAUAUGGAGGUGUUAAAAAGUCACUGGGUGCAGGCAGAUCUCGGGGUCCAUUUGGCAAAUUUGUUCCUCCAGUUCCAAAACAAGAUGGAAAUGAAAAUGGAGGAGCACAGUGUAAACCUCAUGCAAGAGGACCAACGGAUCCAUCACUGCCUGUAGAUGAACGACUGAAAAACAUAGAACCAAAAAUGAUUGAACUCAUUAUGCACGAGAUCAUGGACCACGGGCCUCCUGUCAGCUGGGAUGACAUUGCCGGAGUUGAAUUUGCGAAAGCUACGAUAAAAGAAAUAGUAGUCUGGCCUAUGCUGAGGCCAGACAUCUUCACUGGCUUACGCGGUCCUCCUAAAGGAAUUCUCCUCUUUGGUCCCCCUGGGACUGGCAAGACUCUUAUAGGCAAGUGCAUCGCAUGCCAGUCUGGAGCGACUUUUUUUAGCAUCAGUGCCUCUUCUCUGACUUCCAAAUGGGUGGGCGAGGGGGAAAAGAUGGUCCGUGCGCUGUUCGCUGUGGCACGAUGUCAACAGCCAGCAGUGAUUUUCAUCGAUGAAAUUGAUUCUCUGUUGUCUCAGCGUGGAGAUGGGGAGCAUGAGUCAUCAAGAAGAAUAAAAACUGAAUUUUUGGUCCAAUUAGAUGGGGCUGCAACCUCCUCUGAAGAUCGUAUUCUAGUGGUUGGAGCAACAAAUCGACCCCAAGAAAUUGAUGAAGCUGCCCGAAGGAGGCUAGUGAAGAGACUGUACAUUCCUCUUCCAGAAGCCUCAGCUAGGAGGCAGAUUGUUACCCGUCUAAUGUCAAAGGAGCACUGCUCUCUAGAUGAAGAGGAAAUCGAACUCAUAGUUAAGAAAUCAAAUGGAUUUUCUGGGGCAGACAUGACACAGCUCUGCCGAGAAGCUUCUCUGGGCCCUAUCCGCAGUCUUCAGUCCAUGGACAUUGCAACCAUCAUGCCAGAGCAAGUACGGCCUAUUGCUUUUCUGGACUUUGAGAGUGCCUUCAGAACCGUGCGACCUAGCGUCUCCUCGAAGGACCUAGAGCUGUAUGAAACCUGGAACCAGAUGUUUGGCUGUGGUAGAUAACAGCAUCCUAACUGUUUCACCGAAACAUUUCUUAAGUGCUGUCACAUAUUAAACCCAUGAUCAUUUUGGGUGUCUGCACUUCUUUUUAUUUCUGUCUUUGAAAUAAAUCUUCUUGUCCCUGCGCCACAUCUCUGCAGUCUAUCCCAGCUUCUUAUUAAAC
Molecule: messenger RNA, 2218 nt
Organism: Phaethon lepturus (White-tailed tropicbird)
Lineage: Eukaryota; Metazoa; Chordata; Aves; Phaethontiformes; Phaethontidae
Gene: FIGNL1
Product: fidgetin-like 1
Exons: 2
Coding region: 4-2058 (684 amino acids)
Molecular function (GO): ATP hydrolysis activity; microtubule severing ATPase activity; ATP binding
Source: RefSeq, a predicted model, not a curated record